UUUAUUGCAUGCCUACCUCCCCCACCCCAUAGAUAGUUCCCACCUUCCACCUCAUAGACCACAGUAUUCAAAACAUAAAAACAAAAUCUAUGUCCAAAUUUUCAGAAUUCCUUUAACAAAUGGCCUUCAACAACAAAUCCAAGAAGUCCAGUUCCCCUUCUAAUUUUACUUUCUGUGUCACCCUUUUCUUUCUUGUUCUCUUCACCGUACCAACAUUUUUCCUCCUCCACACACCCAUCACAUGCACCACCCUAUCCAAAACCUGGUCAGGUGAUCUUCUUUUAGCCGAAUUUGCAUGGAACAAACUCCCAUUUCUGGAACAGAACCCUUCACCCGUAGCUCUCAAAAUCGCUGUCUUCUCUAGAAAAUGGCCUAUUGGAACCACUCCUGGUGGCAUGGAGCGCCAUGCAUACACUCUUCACACUGCUCUAGCUCAGCGGGGCCACAAGGUUCAUAUAUUCACCUCUCCUCCACAAGAAGAAACCACUUCGACCUUUUGUUCAGCCACAACAAAUCACCAAGAAGAUGUUAAUGCUCCUUCUUCACCCUUCAUCCAUUGCCAUGAAGGGGAGCCAGGCAAGUGGCGCUACAAUAAAGCAUGGGAACAGUUUCUGGAACAAAACCAGAAAGAACCCUUCGAUGUUGUUCACUCAGAAAGUGUAGCACUUCCUCACUGGCUCGCUCGCGACCUUCCAAACCUUGCAGUUUCGUGGCAUGGCAUAGCACUUGAGAGUUUGCAAUCUAGCCUUUUCCAAGACUUAGCUCGUAGAACUGAUGAACCUAAAUCCCCGGAUUUUGACAAAGGCUUAUACGGGGUUCUCCCUAAGAUUCUAAAUGAGAUAAGGUUCUUCAGAAACUAUGCACACCAUGUUGCUAUAAGUGAUAGUUGUGGUGAAAUGUUAAGAGAUGUGUACCAAAUCCCCAGCAGAAGAGUGCAUGUGAUUCUCAAUGGAGUUGAUGAGGGUGACUUCAGAGAAGAUGUGGAAUUGGGAAACGAAUUUAGAACCAAAAUUGGCAUUCCAAGCAAUGCUAGAUUAGUGCUUGGUGUCGCUGGAAGAUUAGUUAGGGACAAAGGCCACCCUCUCCUUCAUGAAGCAUACUCUAGGCUAAUAACAAAACAUCCUAAUGUGUAUUUGAUUGUAGCUGGCUCAGGACCAUGGGAGAAUCGAUAUAGGGAUUUAGGAAAUCAAGUUCUUGUUCUUGGAUCCCUGAGUCUUUCCAUGCUACGAGCAUUCUACAAUGCCAUUGACAUUUUUGUCAAUCCUACACUUAGGCCACAAGGCCUUGAUCUUACUCUGAUGGAAGCCAUGAUGAGUGGGAAACCCCUUUUGGCAUCAAGAUUUCCAAGCAUCAAAGGUAGUGUUGUGGUGGAUGAUGAAUUUGGCUUUAUGUUCUCUCCCAACGUGGAAUCCCUCAUGGAGGCACUUGAAGCAGUGGUGAAGGAAGGAAAGGCAAGGCUUGCAAGGAGGGGAAAGGCAUGCCGUGAAUAUGCAAUUUCUAUGUUUACAGCAACAAAGAUGGCGUUGGCCUAUGAGAGACUAUUCCUGUGCAUAAAAGAAGAUAAAUUUUGCAACUAUCAUUGA
This is a messenger RNA of Vigna umbellata (rice bean), 1583 nucleotides long. The record is from RefSeq and is a predicted model, not a curated record. Lineage: Eukaryota; Viridiplantae; Streptophyta; Magnoliopsida; Fabales; Fabaceae.